This is a messenger RNA of Podarcis raffonei (Aeolian wall lizard), 2776 nucleotides long. RefSeq names its product GATA zinc finger domain containing 2A (gene GATAD2A). The transcript is spliced from 13 exons. Gene Ontology annotation, biological process: negative regulation of transcription by RNA polymerase II. The record is from RefSeq and is a predicted model, not a curated record. Gene Ontology annotation, cellular component: NuRD complex. NCBI's taxonomy places the organism in Eukaryota, Metazoa, Chordata, Lepidosauria, Squamata, Lacertidae. Gene Ontology annotation, molecular function: sequence-specific DNA binding. The coding region runs from base 497 to 2380 and encodes 627 amino acids.
AGAGGAAGAGGAAGAUCGGAGGAGGAUUCAAGAGCCAAGUGGGCCGGCGGCGGGCGGUGCGCGCAUGCUCGCGCCCAGCGACUCCAUGUGUAAAGAGCGCAUUUGGCCAACGGAGGGGGGCGAGAGCGCAGCAGGAUUGGGAGAGAGGAGGGACCUCGCCGGCCGGUUCGAAAGAGGAGGCUGCUCUUCCCCCCCCCCCCGGUGAAGGGGGUGGACAGAAAAGGGAGGCUUUUUUAAAAAGAAGUGGACCCACCCGCCCUUUCGAUUUGGGGGAUCGUUGAAGCGGCUUUGUAAGUUUCUUGUAGUCGGGAUCCCCCUCCCCAAAACAACCUUCGGAAGGACUGAGCACACCUUUCCUGGGAACCCAUGAACGGCUGGGACAGUGGCGAAAGAAAGCGGUAUUACUCUCCCGCAAGCUCCUUUUCCCUUCGCCUCUCUUCCGAGCAGGAGGUGAAUUUAUGUCAAUAUGUGAUAGGAUUCUGUCACGAGGCACCCCAUGCUGGAAAAGACACUGCCUGAAUUAUACCAGAGUACCAUAAUGACAGAAGAAGCUUGCCGGACGCGAAGUCAGAAGCGCGCCCUCGAGCGGGAGAUCACCCAGAACGACGUGGACUGCAAGAAGAUGAAGAUGGACAAGGGGCUCCUGGGGGCCCCCGAGGCCAACGCGGAAGGGGGAGACCUCAAGGUGAAGAGUGAACCCACAUCUGGGAGAAUCCAGGGACUGUUAAAAGGAGGGGAGAUGAAAGCCACGAUCAAAGUGGAGGUGCAGACGGGAGACGAGCCGGUGGACAUGAGCACCUCAAAAAGCGACGUCAAGCGAGAGAGGAGGGUCCCUUCGCCUGAUGUAAUAGUACUAUCGGACAACGAGCCGUCGAGCCCAAGAAUGAAUGGAUUGACGAAAAUCCCGUUAAAGGAGACCAGCACAGAGGUGCUGAUGAAGAGCAGCCCCGAGGAGCGGGAGCAGAUGAUCAAGCAGCUGAAGGAGGAGCUGCGGUUAGAGGAGGCCAAACUCGUCCUGCUGAAGAAACUGCGGCAGAGUCAGAUACAGAAGGAGACGACGGCUCAGAAGCCCACCGGAUCCUCAGGAAAUGCCGUGGCGACUCCCCCGCCGUUGGUGCGAGGGACGCAGAGCAUCGCCUCCAGCAAGUCAGCCCUCCUCCAGAAUUCCUCGCGUAUUCCUGGGACUGUUAUUCCUCCCCCCUUGAUCCGCGGAGGGCAGCAGGCAUCUUUGAAGCUGGGCUCUCAGCAGAACACGCAGAUAGUCAUGCCUCCUCUGGUGCGAGGAGCACAGCCCAUCUCUGUGUCUCCCCAGCAAAUCCACAACAUCCGCCAGCACUCCAGCUCGGGCCCCCCUCCCCUGCUCCUGGCCCCGCGGGCCUCCGUCCCCAGCGUCCAGAUCCAGGGCCAGCGCAUCAUUCAGCAGGGCCUCAUCCGCGUCGCCAACGUCCCCAACGCAAGCCUCCUGGUCAACAUCCCACAGGCCUCGCCAACUUCGCUCAAAGGUGCGGCCGUGACGGCGGCCCAGGUGAACGCUGCAGCCACUGCCACCAGUGUAGCCUCCAUCGUCAACUCCAAUGACUCCCCUGCCAGCCGCCAAGCGGCCGCCAAGCUGGCGCUGCGGAAGCAGCUGGAGAAGACGCUGCUGGAGAUCCCUCCGCCCAAGCCGCCGGCCCCCGAGAUGAACUUCCUGCCCAGCGCGGCCAACAAUGAGUUCAUCUACCUGGUGGGCUUGGAGGAGGUGGUGCAGAACCUCCUAGAAGCUCAAGGCAAGGUUUCUGCUGCCCCUUCCUCUCAGGACCCCUACACAUGUGUCCAGUGCAAGACGGACUUCACCUGCCGGUGGCGGGAGGAGAAGAGCGGCUCCAUCAUGUGCGAGACAUGCAUGUCCUCCAACCAGAAGAAGGCGCUGAAAGCCGAGCACACCAGCCGGCUGAAGGCCGCCUUCGUCAAGGCCCUCCAGCAGGAGCAGGAGAUUGAGCAGCGGAUACUGCAGCAGGCGGCCUCCCCCGUCCAGACCAAACCCGAGCAGAUCGCACAGCAGCAUCACUCGCUCAAGCAGGCCUCCAGCCAGCUUCCCCGCAGCGCCAGCACCCCCCGCGGAGUGUUGCAUGCAUUUAGCCCGUCGCCCAAGUUGCAGAACGCCGCCUCCAGUGUGGCCGUGCUUGGCGGCAGGCAAGGUAAGCGUGCUCAGAGACCCGCCGGCAAAGGAAGUGCUUGCACUUGGAAGAAGACUCUCGUCAACGCAGGUGGGACGCUGAACUUUGUCAACCCCAGUCUCGCUGUGCAUAAAACUGCUGCUUCGGCUGUGGACCGGCAGCGUGAGUACCUCCUAGACAUGAUCCCCCCGCGAUCCAUCUCUCAGUCUGCCACGUGGAAAUAACGCAGGAACCUCCGCCUAGAGUGGAAGACUUCUCCCUUUUUCUUCUUGUCCCCCCCCCGUUCCCCCCCUCCCCAACCCAACCUUUGAUUCCGCCACCUGCCCAGCAUCCCACCAUCCGGUGGGGAAAACAACAACAACAGCGGCAAGCCUGCUUUCAAGCCUCGCCCGGAUCACGCCUGCAAAGGUCGCAGGAGGGAAAAGCUUGCUCCCACCAGCGCCGCUCUCAGCAAGGAAUGGGGGCGGCAGGGGGGCAACGACACUUCCCUGCAGGGUGGAACGGACACUCGGGGAGGUUGCAACGGACAUUAGGCAACCGGACUUUCGCAUUUCCAUUAUUAUCAUUUUUGUUCUGCUGUCUUCGAGAGGAGAGUCGCCUUUAUCAUUCUUUCCUGCUGG